Molecule: messenger RNA, 646 nt
Organism: Dermatophagoides pteronyssinus (European house dust mite)
Lineage: Eukaryota; Metazoa; Arthropoda; Arachnida; Sarcoptiformes; Pyroglyphidae
Cellular component (GO): myosin II complex
Molecular function (GO): calcium ion binding
Source: RefSeq, a predicted model, not a curated record
CUGUUGUUUACCUGUCAUAGUGGUUCAUAGCAUCAUCGUUGAGUCAAGUUAUCCAAUAUAAGGUUAAGGUUUUUGUUUUCUUUCAGAUCUCUAUAUUCAACAUUAAAAUUGAAUGAAAUAUUAAUCGUUAAAUGUUUUUUGGUUUUUAAUUCAUUUAGCAAAAUGGCAUUAUAUUUUAAAGAACAAGAUAUUGAUCAAUUUCGUGAUUGUUUUUAUUUGAUGACAAAAACAAACGGUGGUUUAAUAACAAGAGUUGAUGAAUUGAAACAUGUAAUGCGAUCAUUGGGAAUGUCACCAACUGAGCCUGAACUUGAUAAUUAUUUUAAGCAAAAAGAAGAAAAAAUUACAUUUGCCGAUCUAUUAGACAUAAUGCAUACACAUUCGGUACGGGAAAAAAUCCCUACCGAAAUUCUUGAUGGAUUUCGUGCAAUGGAUCCUAAUCGUACUGGAAAAAUUUCUUUAGCCGAUUUUAAUCAUUUACUUUGUGAUUGUGGUGAAAAAUUAACUUCCAAAGAAUUUCAUAAUCUUCUUAAAGAAGCUAAUGUUCGUCCCGGUCAAAAUUGGAUUAAUUAUGAGGAUAUUCUUGAAAUUAUAGCUGCACCUGCUCCGGAUUAUUGAAAAAAAUUUAUCAUUAAAUAAAAAAAAC